AUGUCAACAAAAGCAAUUGCACCUAAAAAGAUCGAAAUGUACGAGAAGACGGUGCGGAUGUUCAGAGACUACGACAAGUUCAUGUUUCUGAACCUGCAGAAGGUGCUUUCCACGCAGUUCAAGAACAUCAAGAACGAGUUUCCUGAUGACGUGGAAUUCCUGUUUGCCAAAAACAAAAUCAUGAGAAAGGCCCUCUCAGAGAACUUCACUGAGAAGAAAUACGCCCAGAUUGCUGAUCAAAUCAAGGAGAACGUGAUCAUUGCAUUCUACAAGGAGGACUCCACUGCCACCCAAAUGUACGAAACGUGCCAGAAAUUCAGGCGAAAUGCGUACGCCCGUUUUGGAGACAGGGCCAUUGAGGACGUGAUUGUUCCAACUGGUUCAACUGGCCUAGGCCCAGACCAAAUCCAGCUCUUCCACGCUGCUCGAAUGAACACGAAGAUGGUGAAGGGGAAGAUCGAGAUUGCUGUUGCCCACAAACUUGUUGGAGAAGGAGAAGUUGUUGGAAUAUCUGAGGCCAAUCUGCUUGCCAAGUUGAAUAUCAUGCCAUUCAACUACGGUCUAUCCAUUCUGAGGGUCUUUGAAGGAGACGAGUCCUUUGGCCGUGACGUCCUGGCUGUCUCUGACGAACAGAUUGAGAUGGCCAUGGCUGACUCAAUUGCAAUGGUAGCCUGCGUCUCUCUUGGAACCGACACAGUCACCGAUGCAUCUGUGCCAUACGAAAUCAUCGGUGCAUCACAGGAGAUCAAGAAGGUGGCAGCAGGUGUAGACUACGACGUGGCAGUGAUAUAG
This is a messenger RNA of Enterospora canceri, 792 nucleotides long. The record is from the annotation of a GenBank genome assembly. Lineage: Eukaryota; Fungi; Microsporidia; Enterocytozoonidae.